This is a messenger RNA of Magnolia sinica, 1060 nucleotides long. Its product is annotated as caffeoyl-CoA O-methyltransferase. The record is from RefSeq and is a predicted model, not a curated record. The coding region runs from base 72 to 842 and encodes 256 amino acids. Gene Ontology annotation, molecular function: S-adenosylmethionine-dependent methyltransferase activity; O-methyltransferase activity. The transcript has 5 exons. Lineage: Eukaryota; Viridiplantae; Streptophyta; Magnoliopsida; Magnoliales; Magnoliaceae.
CUCUUCCAAUCUCAGCGCGGAAAAGAGAUUUCGAGUCGAGUUUCAAAGAAGAUAAAGAAAAGAAAAGAGCAAUGGCAACCAACGGUGCGAAUGCUGAGCAGAAAACCCAAGAAGGAGAACAGAAGAAUCAGAUAUUCCGGCAUCAGGAAGUGGGCCACAAGAGCCUCUUGCAGAGCGAUGACCUUUAUCAGUAUAUAUUGGAGACGAGCGUCUACCCUCGAGAGCCAGAGUCCAUGAAAGAGCUUCGCGAUCUGACCGCCAAGCAUCCAUGGAAUAUCAUGACCACUUCAGCUGAUGAAGGGCAAUUCUUGAAUAUGCUACUCAAGCUUAUCAACGCCAAGAACACGAUGGAGAUUGGUGUCUACACUGGAUAUUCUCUCCUCGCCACCGCCCUCGCUUUGCCAGACGACGGGAAGAUCUUGGCUAUGGACAUCAACCGCGAGAACUACGAACUCGGCCUACCCGUUAUCCAAAAGGCUGGAGUAGCCCACAAGAUCGAAUUCCGUGAGGGCCCCGCACUCCCGGUUCUUGAUCAAAUGCUUGAGGAUAAGAAAUACCACGGAUCAUACGAUUUCAUAUUCGUAGAUGCAGACAAGGACAAUUAUCUGAAUUACCAUAAGCGCCUGAUCGAUCUGGUGAAAGUGGGUGGUGUGAUUGGUUACGAUAAUACCCUGUGGAAUGGAUCGGUGGUGGCCCCACCAGAUGCUCCUCUUCGCAAGUACGUUCGGUAUUACAGGGACUUUGUUUUGGAGCUGAACAAGGCGUUGGCUGCUGAUCCAAGGAUCGAGAUCUGUCAGCUCCCUGUUGGUGAUGGCAUCACACUAUGCAGGCGCCUCAAUUGAAAUUUUUUUAAAUUGGAAUUAAAGUUCCAUUGAUCUGUAUCCAAUGGAUGUGUUUGUCUUCUUUUACCUUAUUUUCUUUUGAUAUUUCCCUUUUCUGUUACAUUCUUCUUUGAUAAUAUGUACGCAUGUGUGUAUCAGAGAGAGAAUGUUGUGAGAAACUGAGAAGCUAUGAUUAUGUGAAGGAAAAAUAAUCAAGGAUUUAUAAGAUGUUAUGUCAA